AUGAACAUUGUGGCGGCUGGCAGAAUCAUCAUCGCGCUUCGCGGUCCAAGUGACGGGGUACAGAGCUCCCUCGGUCUCCUCGUCAUCACGCUUCGUGGUCCAAGUGACGGGGUACAGAGCCCCCUCGGUCUCCUCGUCAUCACGCUUCGCGGUCCAAGUGACGGGGUACAGAGCUCCCUCGGUCUCCUCGUCACCACGCUUCGUGGUCCAAGUGACGGGGUACAGAGCUCCCUCGGUCUCCUCGUCAUCACGCUUCGUGGUCCAAGUGACGGGGUACAGAGCUCCCUCGGUCUCCUCGUCAUCACGCUUCGUGGUCCAAGUGACGGGGUACAGAGCCCCCUCGGUCUCAUCACCAUUGCGUUUAGCCAUAUCGACCUGGCCGACUUUAAGAGUGGGAAGAGCGGACACAGCGGCCGCGUAUAA
Molecule: messenger RNA, 423 nt
Organism: Penicillium hordei
Lineage: Eukaryota; Fungi; Ascomycota; Eurotiomycetes; Eurotiales; Aspergillaceae
Exons: 2
Coding region: 1-423 (140 amino acids)
Source: RefSeq, a predicted model, not a curated record